This is a messenger RNA of Gigantopelta aegis, 2263 nucleotides long. RefSeq names its product forkhead box protein D3-B-like. The record is from RefSeq and is a predicted model, not a curated record. Gene Ontology annotation, molecular function: RNA polymerase II cis-regulatory region sequence-specific DNA binding; DNA-binding transcription factor activity, RNA polymerase II-specific. Bases 1 to 1371 code for a protein of 456 amino acids. Lineage: Eukaryota; Metazoa; Mollusca; Gastropoda; Neomphalida; Peltospiridae. Gene Ontology annotation, biological process: anatomical structure morphogenesis; cell differentiation; regulation of transcription by RNA polymerase II. The transcript has a single exon.
AUGCGUUUCGACAUGGAGUACAACGGGCCUAACCACUCGCCUGUCUCGGCAGAUAACCAACAGUACAUGGACCUGAAAAAAUCCCAGCUCAAUCUGUCAACGUCGGACAGUGGCACGCGCCACAGCAUCUACCACAACGGCCUGUGUCUGAGCGGGGACAUGACGACGGUGAUGCCGCGCAGCAUCAAGGAUGAGGAAGAUGACGUCAGCGACGACGAACACCUAGAGGUGGACUCCCCACCUCACUCCCCCUUCUCCUCCCGAGUGUCGCACCACGACAGCGACGGAGACACCGACGUCAGCGACAGCAAGGACCCCAAGGUGAACGAGAGCUGUGACAGCAUCGACGAGAACUUUCUUAAACAAUCGCAGUGUUCGGACGAUUCUAAAGGCGACAAGUCCAACUUGGUGAAACCGCCGUAUUCCUACAUCGCUUUGAUCACCAUGUCUAUCCUACAGUCACCGAGGAAACGCUUGACGCUGUCUGGGAUUUGUGAGUUUAUCAUGAACAGAUUCCCCUACUACAGAGAGAAAUUCCCAGCCUGGCAGAACAGCAUCAGACACAACCUGUCUCUCAAUGACUGUUUUGUGAAAAUUCCCCGAGAACCGGGAAAUCCUGGCAAGGGCAAUUACUGGACGCUGGACCCGGCCAGUGAGGACAUGUUCGACAACGGAAGUUUCCUACGUCGUCGUAAACGUUACAAGCGUCACACGCUGGACAUGCUGCAACAACCGACGGCGUUUAUGUCGGCGGCGGAUCCUUACUUCCACCACCAUAGUCUGUUGGCGGCGCACGGUCACCCAGCGGCGUUCGGGGCGACACCCCCGGGGUUCUCCUAUCACUACAUGCCGCCACUGUCGCACCACUUUCCACUGUUACCGGCAGACUACGGCAGAAGUCACUUACCACAUUCUUCUUACCUGUCAUCUGCACUGACGUCUGCUUCGCUGGCGCAGAUGUCGCCUCUUCCCGCGCUUGCGAUGGCCAGCGCUGCUUCUAGUCAAUUACAAAAACUGGAAAGACUGGAAAAAUCAGAAAAGUUACCUUCCUCAACAUCAUCAUCAAGUUCUUCAUCAAAGCACGGUUUUUCAAUAGACAGCAUAAUCGGAACUUCCAGCAGCAGCAGCAGUUCGAAACCAUCCGUUUCUUCUUCAAUCACUUCAUCUUUGACAUUCAGACCAGCAAACCUAGUGGCUGGACUUCCGGGUUUGUCGCUGCCGUCAUCGCUAGGUCUAAAAUCAGGUAUGAUGGAGGUGCACCGGCCAGGGAGCAGUGCGUUCUCGCCCCUCGCACGGGGCAUGCCGACCAUGUCACCGCUCGACCUGGAGAAAUAUAGACAGUACGUUCAAGCGUGUGGCAUCCAAGCGUGACGAUCGUCAGGUAUUUGGCACCAAUGACGUGACCAUCUUACAAACCAAAGAGACAAAUGUGCCAAAAGUCAAACUUUUAUUAAAAACGGUUUCAGUAAACGUAUAUAGAAAUUAAAGUGAUUUUUAAAAUCUUUUAAAAAAGAAAAACGUUAUAAAAUCAUCAGUGUUUCUGAUUUCGUUUACAGACUUCCGUAUUCCGUGUUUCGCGUUCGUUAUUCCGGACACAGAAACCGGUUUCGGGGAUUAGAGGAACCGAUCGUGGAUAAGCCGAAAAAGAUCUCUAACAUUCCCAAAAAAAUAGUUUGUGAAAACUCCCAAAACUGCCAGAUUAACUGUUGGUGACUAAUUUUCGUUUCUCUCAAAGCCGAAUCAUUGUGAAAGGGUUUUAAGAAAUGUGGGUUUUAAGCCAAUGUAAGUAAAUGUUUGCUUUCUAAGAAUGCACGUUUUGUUAUCAAUGGAACAUAAUAUAUUAGGAACAAAAUUCAAACAUGAUUAGAAAUGUAUCUACUGGAUUAAUUAAUUCAUUAUUAUCUUAAUGUUUUACAUCUAGAAGUCGUCAGUCUUUAUUGUUAAUUUUUAAAUAAUUAUUUUUCUUUCUUUUUUUCUUUUUUUCUGUUAAAUGGUUAGUUAUUUGGUGUAAGUAUAAAACUUCGGCCAUUUUUCAUGUCGAUAUUUAGAAAUGGCUUAAAAGCAAUUAAUAUGGCAAGUAAAAUAUAUUUUAUGUGAAAUUUAGUUGCACAUAAUAUGUAUGAAUGUUUUCAUGGCUAAUUCACGUGUAGUAAAUUAUAAUGUAUUUUGCUUGUCAUUUGAAGCCAUGAAAGGAAAACUUGUAAAUUGUAUAGAGAAAUUAAGUUAAAAUUUCAAGUGCUGUGGAUUACGUUCUUACCUUGGA